Messenger RNA from Megalobrama amblycephala (Wuchang bream), 1784 nucleotides. It is a transcript of the gene hhla2a.1, whose product is annotated as HERV-H LTR-associating 2a, tandem duplicate 1. The transcript is spliced from 7 exons. Gene Ontology annotation, cellular component: external side of plasma membrane. Bases 360 to 1538 code for a protein of 392 amino acids. NCBI's taxonomy places the organism in Eukaryota, Metazoa, Chordata, Actinopteri, Cypriniformes, Xenocyprididae. The record is from RefSeq and is a predicted model, not a curated record. Gene Ontology annotation, biological process: T cell costimulation; immune response; cell surface receptor signaling pathway.
AUGAUCUAUGAAAGAGGCGUGGAAACCUGUCUACCCACUCUCUUGCUCUCUCUUUCUUGCUCCUUCUCUGUCAUUCAUACCCACAGCAAGCUCACACAGCAGUCAAUAUACAGAAAUCACCUGAGGAACUUUCUCUAUUUGCCUCUUGUUUUUUAUUCACAAAGACUUUCAUUCAGGUGGACCCAAGUGAUACUUCUCUUUUUUUUUUUUUUUUUUGCCUCUCUGUUCUGUUGAAGCAGUAAAGAGGAACAGGGUCUGAUUACGUUCCUGAAAGAGACUCUUUGAAGAGUCUCAUCAUCUCAGCAAUUUUUUUUAGUCCUACACCUCUUUUUUGCUUCACUACAUAGUUGUGAAGGAGAAUGUCAAGGACUCACUAUGGCGCAUGUGUUGUUUUAUGGAUUUUUUCCUUAGUGGAGUGUAAGGUUCCAGAGGUUCGUGUGACCUGCAUCUUCUCUGAGGACUGUAUUCUUCCCUGCUCUUUCACGCCCAAUGGUGAUGUGAACAUUAAGUGGUACCAGCAGGAUGUGCUCAUACUCAGUUUACAGCCGGCUGAACAGAGGCUCAGCAGUGACAACGUGCGGCUGUUCAGCGACAACGUCUCUGAGGGCAACGCAUCGCUACUUGUGAAACAAGUAGAUACGAGGAGUAAAGGACGAUACAAAUGUGUGGUCAACAAUGUGACUCAGACAUAUGUUCUGGCAACAGUGGAAGCUCCCAUCAGGACAAUCUCCAUUGACACCGAUCCCUCUGGGCUGAUUCGGUGCUCUACUAAAGACGUCUACCCAGCUCCGGUGGUGCAGUGGAGCACAGCGCCCAGUUUACCUCCUGCUGCCCUGCAGCCCAUCACCCGCAUCACUUCUGGCGGAAAGGGCCUCUUUACAGUGGAGAGCCUUCUAAAACAGCAGAACAACAGCCUUGAUCAUAUAUAUGUGUGUAACAUCACCUCCAAAUAUGGCAAGCAGACAUGGACAGCUUCAUUAAAGCUGCAAGAAAUUACCAGCUCUGAAGGGCAAGACCUGAUUAUUCCAUGUAGAGCUCCCAAGAACCUUCAGUCCUUCUCUCUCGUCUGGACUUUUACGACAGCAAACAAAACCACAGAUGUCCUCGAGUAUGACAGCAAGACCCAUAAAUCCAGCCGCUCCUGGGAUCAUGCAGAACUAGAAGAGGACAACACAUUGAAAGGGGAUCUUUCACUAAACCUGCAGAAACCUGUUGGCUCGGAAUAUUCUGGAAUCUACACGUGUGCCUUCUCAGCAGCGAAGGCGCGGCAUCUGAUCCAGACCCGUGUUGAUAUUACAUCCCCCAGGCAGGGGAAAGGUUUUCUUAAUUAUAAUCUGUGGAUGUUGGGUAUCGUCGCAGGAUUGAUUGCUCUUCUCGCAAUCACUUUGGUUAUAAAACGAUACAGAGCAAAAUUAAAAAGAAAUCACGAAAACGCUGAAGAGGAUGCGGAAAUGCAAAGCAUGAAUUUAGCCAAAACAUCGGAAGAGCCACAAGCAGAAAGUAAACUUACGACAGAGCCUUCGGGUUCUCACAGUUAACCGUGGAGAGAAGAAAGAAGAAUAUUAUAAGAGAGAAACCAGUGUGAAAUAUAAGUUGGAAGACCAAUUGAUGGGACUUUAUUUCUAUGCAGUCUGAGUAUUUGUGUGAACAAAAUGUCAUUUAGAAGAAACCGAAUACAUUUCUUGUACUUUAAUUUAAUAUUUUUCCAUAAUUUAUUGUAAAAAAGGAGAAAAUAUUAUUAAAAAUAAAUCUUAUUAUUUAUCAAUAAAUUCCCAUAAAUCUCA